Molecule: messenger RNA, 1587 nt
Organism: Hippocampus comes (tiger tail seahorse)
Lineage: Eukaryota; Metazoa; Chordata; Actinopteri; Syngnathiformes; Syngnathidae
Gene: nradd
Product: neurotrophin receptor associated death domain
Exons: 8
Coding region: 340-1524 (394 amino acids)
Biological process (GO): Rho protein signal transduction
Cellular component (GO): plasma membrane; cell surface
Molecular function (GO): coreceptor activity; nerve growth factor binding; death receptor activity
Source: RefSeq, a predicted model, not a curated record
GCCGCAACUUUUCUCGCCUGUGCUGUGGAGCAGCAGCGGAGCACACUCACACACUAAACACGGCCGACGCAUCCUGAAAGCUUAAACAAAAGAAACUUUGUGCCAAUCGCCCCAAACCGGACGGUGCAGUAAUGACCGAGGGACUCUGAACGCAUCCCUGUCUGUCUGAAAAGACAAGACGAGAGUUUUGUUGGACUAUGAGCGAAUUUUUGGGCUUUGCCGAGCAAAGCAGACGAUCUUUUUUGACAACUUUACGUCCUUUUUUACACAUUUUUUGGAUGAGAUUCUUCUGGUUUUGACCUUUUUCCUUCCAUCGUUCAUCAUACGAAAAAUCCUAGGAUGGGACCACUUCUCAUCUGCGUGGUUAUUCUACUCAAAGCUGUCUCUGGCGAUGCUUGCGCCAGCGGACAGUUCACCGAAUCUGGCGAGUGUUGCAGUGUUUGUCCCGCUGGCUUUGGAGUGAUGGUGGAGUGCGGUAAAGAAGAUACCAAAUGCACGCCAUGUCCACAGGGAACUUUCUCCCCCUCCGAAGACCUCGGCCGUUGCCUCCCGUGCUCACGGUGCCCGUACGGCGUCCCCACUUUUGCGCCGUGCUCCGCCGUCGAAGACACACAAUGCGAAUGCGACAGCGGCUUCUUCUACUUUGAUGGCCUGUGCGCGCCUUGUUCCAAAUGCAAGCGUGGCGAGGGGGCGGCGCAGGAGUGUGGUCCCAAAGGGGACACACAGUGCCGGCUCUGUGGCCCGGGAACCUUUUCUGAAGAGCACGCGAACACCAAACCGUGCCAGAACUGCACCCAGUGCACGGAGAGCGAAGUGGAGAUCCGGGCCUGCAUGCCGAACUCGGACACACUCUGCAUGGAUAAAAAGCUGCACAUUCUCUCCGAUGGGUCCCGUGACUCUCCGAGCAAGUCCGGUGUAGAGGAUGUGACGCCAGGCGGAGAAAGUUUUGCCCCGGGGACCCCCAAGUUCACCCCACAGGGUGAGAAAAGCAGCAACAACAUCCUGGUGUACGUGUCCGUGCUGGCUGCGGUGGUCCUUGGCCUGCUGGUCUACGUGGCUUACAAGUGCUGGCGAUCGUGUAAACAGAAGAAGGCCCUGUCAAAGAUGCGCGCUGCCGAGUUGGGAGCGUCUCCAGAGGGAGAGAAGCUACAAAGUGACAGCGGAGUUUUUCUCGACUCGCAAAGUCUGCAAGACAAUCAGACCUGCAAAGGUACAAAAAGGGACAGCAAGCAGGACACCCGCCUGUACGUCAACCUGGCGCCAGCCAGACAGGAAGAAAUCGAGCGCCUCCUGCAGGAAGGAGCGGGCGGCGGCUGGCGGCAACUGGGUCAGGCGCUGGGGUACGAAACCGAACAGCUGGACCUGUUUGGGCAUGGCGAGGCCCCCGCGCACACCCUGCUCUCCAACUGGGCUCUGAAAGAAGGCUCCACCCUGGGACUGCUGUGUUCGGCGCUGGCUCGCAUCGAGAGGCCCGACGUGGUGUCGGCUAUGAACUGCCCCACGCAGGGUGUCUCGGUAGUUUGAUGCGGUGCCCCCCCCCCCCACGCACACACACCACACGCACGCGCACACACACACACACACACA